Messenger RNA from Kwoniella mangroviensis CBS 8507, 5667 nucleotides. RefSeq lists its product as uncharacterized. Gene Ontology annotation, biological process: RNA export from nucleus; protein import into nucleus. The coding region runs from base 1 to 5667 and encodes 1888 amino acids. Gene Ontology annotation, cellular component: nuclear pore inner ring. Lineage: Eukaryota; Fungi; Basidiomycota; Tremellomycetes; Tremellales; Cryptococcaceae. The transcript is spliced from 6 exons. Gene Ontology annotation, molecular function: structural constituent of nuclear pore. The record is from RefSeq and is a predicted model, not a curated record.
AUGGUUCAACCUCAAGCAGGACCAUCCACAGCUCUGGAGCUGGACGACUACCUAUGUCCACUCACCACCAUCAGAGAUACCCUCCUUCGGUCAGACCCUUCGACCAUCUCCAUCCCCAAACUACGAGCUUUGUUGACAUGGCACAACAAGAAACUUUCAACGCCCUGGUCGCCCUUUCCGUCUUCCUCGAAUGAGUCCAAAUCAUCCAUUUCCAAACCAUCUUUCAUCCUGCCUCAGACAUCUAUUACAAUACAAAUCGAUAAUUCGAUAAAAUCAUUAGCAUUGAGACUGUCUGAGAUAUCAAACAUAGAUGAGAUCUCAAGUUACCUCCUGAUAAGGUCAUAUCAGACAUUCAGCUUAGAUGAAGUAGACAUCGAGAAGGAAGAAGAUAAUGACAAGAUAUUGGAUAGAAUCAUAUUAUGGUAUUCUGAAGAAAUACUGGCAUUGCCUCAGAUAGUCUUGGCUUUACUCCAGUUAUCUACCGAUGGUGAUUCGGAAUUGGGACGAUUAUCGAAUGAUCUCAGAAUCGAUAUAAUAGGCGGUGAAGAGUCUUCGAGAUAUAUAGAAGGUCUGUUUAGGGGUUUUAGUAAUUUGGCUCAAUUGAGUCUGAACGAUAAGCAGAGGGGCCCUAAUGCUCUUUUCUGGGCAACGCAUCAACUUCGAUUACAAGAACAGCUCCUCACUCUCCUUUUCAUCGUCCUUUACCAGACUCCCAAUCGACUCUCAAACAUAUCAGAAGGUCUGGUAAGGGGUACCAUAAUGUCUUCGUUCGGUACUUCUCAAUCCAAUCGAGAGAUAUGGGAGAACGACAUGGAAUGUCAGAGGAUAUCUAUCCGUAUAAGAGAUCUGAUGGUGAUCAUCGGUCUAGAAUCAUUAUGUCUCAAUCAAAUCGUCUCACCAGUAGCAGAGAAUGAAGCUUUCGAAACGAUGUUACAGAACAAAGAAAAGAUAGAAUCGAUACACCAAUUCAUGAUAGAUUAUUCCGAUGAUCUGAUACCGCAUUAUCCCGAACCUGAACUUUCCUCUACACCUCUACCUAUCUGGCCAAUGUCGAUAAUUUGCUUAGCAUGGGCAAUCAUACUCCGCUCGCUUCCUUCGGAUAAGGCUCCUCUUUCUGGGGAUGGGUCAGUCACAUGGCAGGAUAUGGCUAUAAGAGCUCUGAGGCUGCCUUCCGGCUUGUUCCUCUGGUUGGAAGUGAUACUUUCUGGACCUUUAUUGGAAUUUACGAGAGACAUCUCUGUGAGUGGUGGUGAAAUGGAUGUGGGAUUGUUCCAAAGAAAAGUGUUCAAAGACCUCCUGAUCGGUCUAUCUGAACUGAUCCAGUUGGAAAACAUCGCUGAUAAACCAGGAUUAUAUCGAAGUUGGGAACUGCUUUUUGGAGGUGGCUCAACAUCAACAUCCUCACUUAUCGCUGCAGAUUACUGGAUUGCCGAUUUUCCGUACGAUGAAAGGCGUUCAAUGCUCGAUCGAAGUCAAUUUCCUUAUCAACCUGUGCAUCUGCUUCGUGUGCUUUCUGCCUUGGUCGGCUCUGGCCAGACAGAGACGUCCUCCGACGCUUUUGGUACCGAUCCUGCUGCUCAGGUCCAACAUUAUUUCACGAAUCUACCAACCAUUACCCAUACUGUCGAUCCAUCAUGGUGCAAAUACGUUGGGAAGGAUGAGAACGGAAAAGAAAUCGUAGAGGCGGUCAAUACCUUGAUCCUACCUGGUGGUGCGAGUAUACCCAAGGGUUCCAGAGGGUUUAUAUUGCCCACCACUAGCUCGUCUCAAGUCAUGUGGAUCAAUCAGAUCAUCUCGGGCUGGCCAUUACUUCUAGAGAUACUUGAAGCUGCUGCCGGCCUGAAAUCCGCUGAAGAACGAGCUCCUGCCGACUCAGCUAACCCACCCGACAGCGUGUACCUCUCCGUUCGAGAUCUGGAUAUACAACUUGAUACUUCUGAAAUCCUAGCAGCCGGUAUCAAGUUCUUGCAUUCGGUGCUUCAGUCAUCGUCUUAUGUCAAAUCCACUGUUCUCACUCAUCUCAAUCCGGACGAUCAUCUGACAUCGGGUCAGACGCUACUUCACCUCGCCUUGACAGUGUUGCAACAUAGUAGAAAUAACGAGCUCACACUCAACUCCUCGGUGGUCCCUAACGCUAUCGACAUCAUUCAGUCCCUGAUAACUUCACCGGAAUCGAAUGUAUGGCCUGCUCUUCGAUCGUCGGGCUUCUUCGACGUCACUGGCAAGAAGCGAGGCAGCGUGAUCGCACUCGUCCAAGCGGAUUCGGUGAAAGGUGAACAUAUCCUCACUGCAGCUGUACUCCGCUUGGUACACACUCUGAUCGUAAAUGCGGAUCAUGUUCCCGAUUCCGAUGUGGUCAUCCUGCGAUCAGCGAUACACUUUGUCUUUGCAGAUAUUUGGAACAACUUCUCGGCCUGGAGAUAUAAAGAUGUAGCGAAGAAAUACGAAUUAUCGUCUUUGCUCGUUGGUAUAUUCGAUACCGUUCUCAGUCAUCCAUUAUCGGCGGAUGGAAGUGGUCCUACGCCCGCAGCUCAGGUUCUGAUCGAUCUGUUCAUCACCUCGACUUCACCAUUGACUUACCGACCAUUGUUAGACGCCAUCACUCAAGCUUCUUACCUUGUUCCCCGGUUGAUCGGAUUCAGACGACAUGUGGAUGCUGAAUUAGUGGUAGGAUGUCUCGACGAAACUUUGUCUUUCCUCGGAACGCUAUUCCGGAUCUCAUCGAUGAUUGGCACUUCCCCUAUCGCCUUACCUGCGUCCUUAGUCGCUAUUCCCGUUGCUGUUCCAUCGGGUGAUAAGGUUCAAUUGGUAGAUGCUUUAUUCGAGAUCGCUUUUUCGCCUGCCGCUCAAACCAGCAAUGUGCUCAACAUCCUCAAGACGCUUAGAGUAUACUUGGAAGUCAUUGGUCAAGAUCCCCACAAACCUUCUUUGGCAAGCAUGCUUCGAAGUCCUACCCAGACAUGCGAGAACCUCACAGACUUGGCAACAAGAACAGACGAUCCAGAUGUACGAGCUACUGUAUGGGAUUUACUAUCUACGAUUGUGUCAACCCAACCAGGAUGCGUACUCGCUUGUAUCGGAUUAGUCAAUGGAGAAGGAUUUGAAGGAACGCUCAAAUACGCCGUAGAAGAGAUCACAUCGUGGGAGACCACCUUCCGAGAAGCGCCUCAUACUUUAUCAGCUGUACUCAAUUACCUCCAAUCGAUAAUGAGAGCGGCAGGAGCGGAUAAAGCUAUUUGUCACUUGCGCAAGAACUCAGAUUUUUGGCAAGCGAUAUUCGACCUAUCCACUCGGAUCGUCCCUGCUCCACCCUCAUUCUCGUUAUCGAUGCAUUCAGAAGAUUUCACUUCGAGAAUACAGAAAUAUGCGUACUCGGUUCAAGCUAAAGCGAAUGCUACUUCCCUGUUGUCCUCAGAAUUAUCUUAUGCUCUCAACAAUGAUUUGGAGGAAGAUGGCAAGGACCCCAUAGAAACCAAGGCUAGAACAUUGGUAUUAUCGUUAUUCAGGAAUAAUUCUGCUUUGCAGGAAACCACCCUUAUGAGCUGUCAUAAUAGCUGUGUACCUGAAUUGCAUGAAGAUCAGAGUAAGAAGAUCAUUGCGAAUGGUGGGAAUCUGGGGAAAUUGAAAACUAUCAAAUUAGCUUCUGAAAGAGAAUAUGGAAGGUCAUACCUCUAUGAUGGUUCCGUCAUCGUUCAAGGUUCCGCUACCCAGCAGUCUACAGUAAACCUUGCGCUUGAUCUGUUGAACCUGAAUUGGUCAAUGCUUGAUGCCGAUAUAUGUCUCACUCGAUCGUUCCGUCUAUUAGCAGAAAGCAUCUCACCUUGGAUAGAAGGAGAUAACUUAGCAAUCAAUGCGGCUCUGAGAGCUGGCGUAGCCAUAGCAGAAACGGUUGCCGAAGAAUAUCGAGGAGGCGAUGUGAUGCUCGCCAUUCAAGUGGACCGAUUGUCGAUACUAGCAGUGAUUUCAGAGACUGCCCUAGAUGUUGAAGAGCAACAGCAGCCGGAUGCACAGCUGUUACGGCAAUUCUCCUCCUUUAUGGCAAUGAUCGUCAACUCUCAGUCUUUCCCGCCUGUAGUAUCUUUACGACACUCCGAGCUACCUGCGAUUCACCAACCCGUUCUUAGGAUCCUGUACUUGCUGCUUCAAGCUAUGUCAACUUCCGAUAUCACCGCAUCAAAUCUCACUUCCCGAGAAUCCCUGGUGGACGCUGCGACGAUAUUCGCCCUUGAGUCUGCUGAUAUAGUAUUCGACUCAAUAAUCAGACGACAUAAACCUGCAUUCAUCGGUAACCUUAGUAUGAUCAUCGGUGUCUUAUGCGAACUAAGUAAAUUGGCUUCCACCAAUGGAAACGUACUAUGGUUAGAUAAAGUACAAGGGUUCAACCUUAUCGGGAGAUCCCUAGAAGUUUUGGUCAGAACGAAAAUAACCAAUGAUCAACUUCCUUUACACAUAUCUAGUAUAUUGCUCCUUCACUUAGCAUUGGCUAGUAAUCCUUUGACAGCUGAGAAAUUGGCUAUAUCGGGAACCUUAGCUGCUUAUUCCGACAAUGUUAUUGUGGUCCAAGCUGAACAUGGAAAGAUCGCUGUACCUACUUCAUCAACUGGAAAUUCAACUCACGACGCUUGGUGUGGGAUGUUGUUGGUCAUCAAAGCUCUUCUUUUCACAUUACCCGAUACGACUUCAUUCGUCAGGACAGAUGUGAUUCCGUUCAUUCGAGUAGUCAAUCAACAGCUUCUGAGAAGUAUGUCAUGGGACGGCGAAUCGACUUUGUCCCUCCCCGCUUUGAACGAGUUAGAAUUGGUCACGGAUAUAUUUUACGGGUUGGUCAGCUCUUUAGGUCAAAGUAGUAUCGUUGCAGAAGAUUACUCGAUUCACGCCGUUGGAUUAUUGAAGAAUAUCAGAUAUUCCCUAUCUCAUCCCAGAUUAUUAUCAACAUUGUUGAUACCUUCUACAGAAGACGAGAGACUCGAUUUGGAAAAGGAAUUAGAAUCGAUAGAACAAGAUGAUCAAGCUGGUAAAGGGACUUUGAACUUGUUUGAUUCUGAUAGAACUCCAAUACUAGCUUCUCGAUCUCUGGGACUGCUAAGAGUGGUUAGAACUAUCAUAUCGACUUUUAUCGGAUUGACGAACGCUUGGGAGGUAUUCAAGGAUGAUAAUUUAGAUGAUAGAGCGGAAUUGAACAAGUUGGUAUUGGAUCAAGAUGAAGGAGAUGAGAAUAACGAUCCGGUCGAAAUUUUGAAUGAUCUAUAUACGAUAAUUUCAAAUAUCCCUUUGACCUCUUCUGAAACAAUAUCGAAAAUACAGAUACAAAUACUCGAAUCAAUAUCAUUAGUAUCUUUCACCCAAUUACUCAUCCGACACGCUUUAUUACCGGAUAAUGAGAAACGAUCAUUUAACGGUGAUGAGGAUGACGGACAGAAGUCUCAAUACUCGUACGAAAUGGAUCUUGAUUUACCCGAUAGAUCUCGAAGAUCUGCUGGAGCCAGAGGGUCCAGAUCAUCCGGUGGGAGAAGGAGAAGUUCGAGUAUGGGUAGAUCAGGAAGUAAAGAGAGCUUGGUAUUGAGGGAGUUGCAGGAUGAUUUGAAGGGGUUGAUAGGUGGUGAGAGUAAUGGGAUGAGAGGAUUUAUAAGAACGAGGAUGGAUAGGGUUUUCGGAAGUGACAAUUAA